CCGUGAGCAUCGGCGGUCUUUUGGGCGGUUCGAAGCAACAGAUCGCGGCUUUAUCUCUUUCCGCAUUCCUCCCUACACCUAAUGGCGCUUCGAAUGAGCUGGGCAAUUGCCCACCGCACCGCAGCCAGCAGCAGUCUGCUGCGCACGCUCCGGCACACGCUCCCACGCAGCAGCACCCGCGCAUACACAUCCCGGCGGCCCGAUCCCCUGGACAGGGUGCGCAACAUCGGCAUUAUCGCCCAUAUCGACGCAGGCAAAACCACAACCACCGAGCGGAUGCUGCACUAUGCGGGCUUCACACGCUCCAUCGGCGACGUCGACGACGGGGACACAGUCAUGGACUACUUGCCCGCGGAGCGUGAGCGCGGGAUCACGAUCCAGUCGGCAGCCAUUACGUUCGGAUGGAAAGACAGCCAGCUGCAUUUAAUCGACACGCCCGGACAUGUCGACUUCACCGUGGAGGUGGAGCGGGCAAUGCGGGUGCUUGACGGGGCAGUGGCGAUUCUGGAUGCCGUGGCGGGUGUGCAGGCCCAGACCCUGACGGUGUGGAAGCAGGCGACGCGGUACGGUAUUCCGCGCAUAAUCUUCAUCAACAAGAUGGACAGAGAUGGCGCCAACUGGCAGAAAUGCGUAGACGAUAUUGGCGCAAAGCUCGACACGCGGCCGCUGGUCCUGCAGGUGCCCGAGAGCGAGAUGGCCAGGCUCGAGGGCCGUGGGCUCGAGCGGUGGAUCGAUGCCGUGACCAUGGAGCGGAUCGAGUUUGAUAUCGAGCAGGACAACACUGGGUCGACGGUUCGAAGAUCUGCGAUUUCGGAAACCGACCCGGCGUUUGAGAAAAUGGCCGACGCCCGCACUCUGCUGGUGGAGACUCUGGCGGAGAUUGACCAGCAGAUCGUCGACGUGUUCCUGAGCGAUGCUGUCGACGGCGACCAUCUGCAGGUGCCAGAGAAGGACAUUAGGGAUGCGAUCCGGCGAGUCACACAGUCGUCGCAGGCGAGCCCAGUCCUGCUCGGCGCAUCGUUCCGCAAUGUUGGCGUCCAGCCGCUGCUUGAUGCUGUGCUCGAGUACCUGCCGUCGCCUACCAACAAGGCCCAGCCCACAAUGGCAGUGGUGCCUGGCCAGAGCGGCAAAAAGUCCACAGAGGUCGUGCCCCUGGACAGCAACAAGCUGGUUGCUUUUGCCUUCAAGGUCAUUGUCGAUGCGCAGCGCGGGCCCAUGGUCUUUGUGCGCGUAUACUCGGGCACAUUAGACUCGCGCAUGACCCUGGUCAAUGGCACCCAGGGCGGCAUCAAGGAGCGCGCGACCAAGCUGCUGCAAAUGUACGCCGACCAGCCCGAAGAGAUCCCUGCCAUCCAAGCCGGCCAUAUUGGCGUUGUGCUGGGCCUGAAGAUGACAAAGACCGGCGACACGCUACUGCAUGCCCAGCACCCGAGUCUGCCAAAGUCCCUGAAGUCUGCCAAAAAGAGCCGCUCGGUGCACAGCGCCAAUUCCGCGCCUGUGGGCUGGCAGCUGCACGGCAUUUCCGUGCCCCCGCCUGUGUUCUUCUGCGCUGUCGAGGCCGACUCUCCGCAAGACGAGCGGCCGCUAGCCGAUGCCCUGGCAAACCUGACGCUCGAGGACCCGUCUCUGCAUGUCUCGCACGACGAGGAAACCGGCCAGACAUUGCUAAGCGGCAUGGGUGAAUUGCAUCUGGAGGUCAUCCAGGACCGGAUGGUCAAGGAUAUGAAAAUCAACGCCACCUUUGGCAAGAUGCGCGUGUCGUACCGCGAAACCGCCGGCCAGCCCGCCAGUGCCCAGCAUACGUAUGCACGCGAGAUCGCUGGUAAGGCCGGCAAGGCCGCAUUGCGCGUCAGCGUCGAGCCCAUCGGCGACCCGGAGACCGAUGACAACAUCAUUGAAAUCAACAUGCCAGACCACCUGGUUGUGGCUGGCGAAACCGCGCCCACGCAUGCACGCGACGAUGACCACGAGCUAUGCGACUCCGUGCGCGCUGCAAUCCACGACGGCAUCUCCAAUGCUGCAUUCCGCGGCAGCAUUCUCGGGUUCCCCGUCACGCGCACCCGCAUCACCGUCACUGAUAUCGAGUAUUUCGGUGAGGACCUGUCGACCAUUCCCGCGUACCGGGCGUGUGCAGGCCAGGCACUGGCGCAGGCGCUGAACGGCUGCUCGCCGGCUCUCCUUGAGCCCAUUGCGCGGACCACCAUUUCCUGCCCCGAGAAACACGUGGGGUCGGUGCUCAGUGAUCUCAAUGGCGCCAGGCGCGGUCGCGUCAUCAGCCUGGAUGACUCCGAGGAGGGCGUGGGUGCUGGGAAGCUGCUAGUUGCUGAGAUGCCCCUAAGCACUAUGGUUGGGUAUUCGUCGAUGCUGCGCAGCUUGACCGCUGGCGGUGGCAGUUUCACCAUGGAGGUCGUGGGCUUUGGGCAGAUGAACAUGCAGCAGCAGCAGGCUGUUAUUAAAGAGAGCCGGGGAUACUAAAUGUUGUGCGG
Linderina pennispora is the source of this 2486-nucleotide messenger RNA. RefSeq names its product P-loop containing nucleoside triphosphate hydrolase protein. Gene Ontology annotation, molecular function: translation elongation factor activity; GTP binding; GTPase activity. The record is from RefSeq and is a predicted model, not a curated record. The transcript has a single exon. Gene Ontology annotation, cellular component: mitochondrion. Lineage: Eukaryota; Fungi; Kickxellomycota; Kickxellomycetes; Kickxellales; Kickxellaceae. Gene Ontology annotation, biological process: mitochondrial translation; ribosome disassembly. Bases 82 to 2475 code for a protein of 797 amino acids.